AUGAAUAUAUGUAAAGUAUUAAAUCUUCAUUUGAAACCCCAACGGUUCGGACAAUUACGGAACUUCCAUAUUUGUAAUGCAUUAAAGUAUGAAAAUGAAAGGAGAUCGUACAGACAAUUUGAUCAUAGUUCGUUAUCUCGUACUAUUCCUGCUUUACCAACAUUUUAUUCAUCCAACCCUCCACAUGAAUAUCGUAUUCAACGACUUGAAUCGUUGAUUAAGAAGUAUGCUAAAUAUCCUACUGUCCAAGAGACAAUUCGAUUUGAUCAAGAAAAUGGGAAUAUGACUAUCAAUAAGAGAGAGAGACCUAAUUGGAUCUCUAUUGAUCAAUAUAAGAUGAUUGGCGGGGACACUCGUUUGAAACCAAAGCAAUAUGAGAAUUUAAUACGAUUAUUGAACCGUUUAUAUCAAAUCGAUGGGCAAUUAAGUAACUUAGAAAUUAAAGAAGAAUUGAAUAAAUAUUUACAUAAACCACCUCUAUCAUUCCAAGCAGAAAAUUUGCAUCAACAGAAACAAUUGGAUAAGUAUGGACGUGCAUUAGGAAUCAGCCAUCGUAAAACUGCUCGUGCCAAAGUGUAUGUAGUUCGUGGAUCAGGUGAAGUUCUUGUCAAUGGUCGUCAAUUGAACCAAUAUUUUUUAAAGAUGAAAGAUCGUGCUAAUAUAUUGAAACCUUUACAAGUCACCCAAACUAGUGGUGAGUUCAAUCUUUUCAUUCUUGUCUCUGGUGGUGGAUUAACUGGUCAAUCCGAAGCUGCUAUGCAAGCAAUUUCUAAAGCUUUACUAAUAUGGAAUCCUCUAUUGAAACCAUGCUUACGUCAAGCUGGAUUAAUGACUAGGGAUUAUCGUCAUGUGGAAAGAAAGAAACCUGGCCAUAAGAAGGCAAGAAAGAUGCCAACUUGGGUGAAGCGUUAA
Molecule: messenger RNA, 912 nt
Organism: Henningerozyma blattae CBS 6284
Lineage: Eukaryota; Fungi; Ascomycota; Saccharomycetes; Saccharomycetales; Saccharomycetaceae
Gene: MRPS9
Product: mitochondrial 37S ribosomal protein uS9m
Exons: 1
Coding region: 1-912 (303 amino acids)
Biological process (GO): translation
Cellular component (GO): mitochondrial small ribosomal subunit; ribosome
Molecular function (GO): structural constituent of ribosome; RNA binding
Source: RefSeq, a predicted model, not a curated record